AUGUCUAAAACAAAUGUAGUGAUUAUCGGUGGCGGUAUAGUUGGAGUGUGUACCGCUUACUAUCUAAGCAAAGAAGACAACGUGGAUGUGACUAUAGUUGAAAACGCUGAAAUUGCCGGUGCAGCUUCUGGUAAAGCAGGCGGUUUCCUAGCUAAAGAUUGGCACGCAAGUGCGACUGAGAGUUUAGGGUAUCUGUCCUACGACUUACAUAAAAGGCUUGCUGAAGAACUCGACGGCAGAACGCGCUGGCAUUAUAGAGCUCUUCAAACAUCCAAUGUCGUCUUAAAAGCAACACAAGCUACUGGAAAUUCCAAGCCGAAAGCUAAUGUGGUGCAUGAUGGCGAGGAGCCAUUCAGACCUCGACCACCACCCAAGGGCGAGUCCAACAUCGAUUGGAUCUCAAAGCCAUUAGAGGAUGCAAGAGGUGUGAUUAGCCAUGAGAUGGUGUCAGAUGAGGAUACCACUGCUCAGGUGGAGCCAUAUCUAUUCACAACGAGUAUUUUAGAAGAAGCGAAAAAGAAUGGCGUCAAAGUAGUUAAAGGCUCAGUGAAGGAAUACGUGAACAAAUCUGUUACGCUGGAAAGCGGGGAGAGCAUUCCUGCUGAUAAGCUUGUAUUAGCAGCUGGACCAUGGACAUCGAGUGUUUUUGACACACUGUUCGACACUCAAGCCCAUCUUCCGAUUGAGGCGUUGCCUGGCUACUCACUUGUUCUUCGUCCGACGUCUAUGCCAUCAGCUCAUGCCGCAUUCACCACUAUCCUCGGCUACGAUAGUGUAGAGAAUGCAAUGAGCGGCACGCCAGAGUUGUUCAGUCGAUUGGAUGGGACUGUAUAUGUUGCUGGCGAGAACGAAGGGCCAGAGCUACCUCCAAAUGCUGGACAAGUUGCAGAGCUUGCCCUAACACAGGAAGAAAGAUGGGACAAGCUGCGAGCUGCCGUGUACGAACUUGGUCCUUCACUAGCCGGUGCAGAGGUAGUUAAGAAGCAGCUAUGCUACCGCCCAAUAACCUACAAGAAACGCCCUAUGAUAUCUUCAUUGAAGAGCUUGGUUGGCGAUGAUGUUUUUGUCGCCUCCGGCAUGGGUCCCUGGGGGAUCUCACUCGGACCUGGGACUGGACUAGUUCUUUCUGAGCUAGUUUUAGGCAAAGCACACAGUGCAGAUGUGUCAAAACUCUCGGUUGAAAAUUUUGAGACAUGA
Molecule: messenger RNA, 1197 nt
Organism: Wallemia ichthyophaga EXF-994
Lineage: Eukaryota; Fungi; Basidiomycota; Wallemiomycetes; Wallemiales; Wallemiaceae
Product: Putative oxidoreductase C1F5.03c
Exons: 3
Coding region: 1-1197 (398 amino acids)
Biological process (GO): retrograde transport, endosome to Golgi
Cellular component (GO): late endosome; cytoplasm
Molecular function (GO): oxidoreductase activity
Source: RefSeq, a predicted model, not a curated record